CUUGUUUUAUCUUUUUGAARGACUCUUCUGCCUUCACAAUGUUUGGGGACUUAUUUGAAGAAGAUUUUUCCUUUAUUUCAAAYAACCAUUGUGGGAAAGGGAAGAAAUCAAAGCCCAGAGAGUCUGAGCCUCCAGCUCCCAGGGAUUUCACCAACCUCAGCGGAAUCAAAAAUCAGGGUGGGACCUGCUACCUCAAUUCCCUUCUGCAGACUCUGCUUUUCACGCCUGAAUUUAGAGAGGCUCUGUUCUCCCUGGGACCUGAAGAGCUUGGGACUCUGGAUGACAGCAGGAAACCAGAUGCCAAGGUUCGGAUAAUCCCACUGCAGCUGCAGCGCUUGUUUGCUCAGCUYCUGCUCCUGGACCAGCAGGCUGCAUCCACCUCUGACCUCACYGAGAGCUUCGGAUGGAGCAGCCAUGAGGAGAUGAGGCAGCACGAUGUGCAGGAAUUAAACAGGAUCCUCUUCAGUGCUUUGGAGACUUCCCUGGUGGGGACGUCGGGCCACGACCUCAUCAACCGCUUGUACCAUGGGAUUGUUGUCAACCAGAUUGUCUGUAAGGAGUGCAAGAAUGUCAGUGAGAGACAGGAAGAUUUCUUAGACCUCACGGUGGCWGUGAAAGGCGUUGCAGGCUUGGAGGAGGCCCUGUGGAACAUGUAUGUAGAGGAAGAAUACUUUGAGAAUGACAACUUGUAUCGAUGUGGAGCCUGUGAUAAACUUGUUGAAGCUUCAAAGUCUGCCAAACUGCGCAAACUGCCUCCGUUCCUCACCAUUUCCCUGCUGAGGUUCAACUUUGACUUUGAGAAGUGUGAGAGGUACAAGGAAACGAGCUGCUACACAUUCCCCAUGCAGAUCAAUCUGAGGCCUUUCUGUGAGCAGACUGAAAUGGAUGAUUCAGAGUACAUGUAUGAGCUCUUCUCUGUUAUUAUACACAAAGGUGGCUGCUAUGGAGGACACUAUCAUGUUUAUAUCAGAGAUGUGGAUGAAUUAGGAAACUGGCAGCUCCAAGAAGAAGAGAAUGGGCUGAUUGAAGAGAAGGCUGUAAGAGCCACUGAGAAUGCCAAAGAGACAGAAAACCCGCUAGCAGUCCUGAAAGGGAUUUUAUCAGAGGAAGAAGCUAAACUAAUUCCUGUGGAUCAAUUAGGGCAGAAAUUAUUGGAGAAGCAAGGGGUGUCCUGGAAUAAGAAAUACAAAAAACAAUAUGGAGCAUUACGAAAGUAUCUGCAGAAUCAUCCUCAGAUAUUCCAGCUGAGUCCUGAUGGGCAUAAAGUUGGCCUGAAGGAARCACACAAACUGCUGUUCCAGCUGGACUCUCAUGGGCACGACCUGCAGAGCCCUCCCCAGAAGAACCAGGUCCUGUGGAACUGCGAGAAAACCCCGCCGAGGCCGAGGGCCGCUGCUGCCGGCUGCCACUGGUUUGAUCUGAACGAUUCCAAGGUGCAGCCCAUCAAGGAGAAGGACAUUGAGAAACAAUUCCAGGGCAAAGAGAGUGCCUACAUGCUGUUCUACAGGAAAGCUCAGCUGAAGAGGCCCCCUGAAGCACGAGGAAAUCCAAGGUACCAAAUUCCUGAGCACCUGCUGAAUGAAAUGAACGCUGCUAAUACCGAGCUGCAGAAAAGGAGAGCUGAAUGUGACUCAGCAAACAAUGGCAUCGAUUUGCAUCUCCAUCUGAGCUCCUGCUACAGAUUCCACAAUGGGGCUUUGCAUCCUUCCCUUUCAUGGAAAGAGAGCGUGGUGGAUUUGACAAUUGACAGAAGAAAAACGCUGGGAGACCUUCGGCAGGCAGUGUUCCAGAUGUUGGAAUCCUGGGAAGGGGACAUGGUUCUCAGCAUGGCCAAGCCUUUGCCAGCAGGAUUACAUCUUUACCAGGUGCUGGAUGGAGAUGAGCUGACCCUGGAUGCCAUUGGGCUGGCUGAUGGAGCAGACAUCUUCGUGUGGAAUGGGAAAGAGGUUGGAGGCAUGAAGGUGCUGCCGGGCCCCGAGCACGAGCCCGUGGUGCUCAAUGUCCUUCGGCUGGCUGAGCACAACGAGGGAGGGAAGGGGCAGCACUUCACAGAGUCGCAGCACGUGUUCYCCUGCAGCACCAGCCUGGGCCAGCUGCACGCAGCCCUGGCUCCAGCCGGAGGCAUCAUCCUCAAGAACGGCUCGGGAGCGGAGAGGGACGCCAAGAACUGGGAGCUUUUCCGUGAGGAGGACAUGAAGGAAACGGUCAGAAGUGUUGGGCUGAGUGAUGGCUGCUCGGUGCUGAUCUUAGACAGCCACGACCAGAGCUUUGUCAACGUGGCAAGUGGCAAUUUGACUGCCUUCACCUACGACAUCAGCUGGCUCCAAGUGAAAAACCUCUGUGGGGUGGAAGAGGAGGAGAAGCAUGUCAAAAUCACUGCCACCAUUGAAACGGUGAUGUCAGAUAUCAAAAUGAAAGCGAUACGGGAGCUUCAGCUGGGGGAGGAGUUAGCAAAUGAGAGCUGUCUUAGACCUGUCAGUGGCAAUGGGAAGCUCCUGUCUCCAGUGCCCGAGGAUUACACAGUCAAGGAGGCAGAGCUGAAGAUGGGAAGCUUGCUUGGGCUGUGCCGUGGGAAAGCUCCAACUUCCACUCAGCUCUUCUUGUACUUCAUGGUUGGGAGUGACCAAAGCUGCGGCCCUGAGAUGGAGAUGGUUGUGGAGGAGACCACCUCAGUCCGAGAGUGUCUCAACUUAAUGCUGCAGAAAGCUGGAUUAUCAGGUGACAACUGGCAUUUGAGGAGGCUUGACUGGUGUUAUGAAGCAGGGGAAGCAUUAAGUCAGGAAAAUGCCACCCUGAAGGAGCUCAACGUCUGCAGAGGAGACACUUUGGUUGUGAGCGAAGGAAAGCUUCCAGGAAAGGGUUUUCUGAAAAUUCCCAUCUGGUGGCUGAAGCCUUCAAGCCAUAAAAAACACAGAGAGAAUGCACAAGACCAAGUGAAUGGGGUGACCUGGAAGAUGGAUGCUUUGCAGGUGUCUGCUGCAGCAGCUCCAGCAGAGCCCAUCCACGCAGGCCUGGACCUUUGCUAUGCUGGCAGCAUAGAGAUAGCAGCAGAAGCGUCUUUGGAGGAGCUCAAGAUGCAGGCCCUGACCUUGCCCUGCUGCCAGGAGCAGGUUGUGCCCCUGCCCUUGUUCCUCAGAGCCUGGACCGUGGACAGCAGGCGCCCGGGGAAACUGCUCCGGGACAACAAGCGGAGACUCGCUGACUACAGGCUGGGUGCCAGAGUGGAAAUCUGCAUAGAACCAYUGCAAGAAGAAGAGAAUUUGGGCCCCCAUGAGCUGCUGCUGCGAGUCCAGAUGGCAAUUCCAGGAGAGAGGGACUACUCAGCCUCCAGAGAUUUGGUGUGGGAUAUCUCCAAGGAAUGCACCACCCGGGCUCUGAGGCAAACAGUGGCUUCUCACUAUUGUCUCCCUGUAGAUAAAAUUGAAAUWGCCAAAUACUUCCCUGAGAGAUUUGAGUGGCUGCCAAUAUCUAGCUGGACACAGCAAAUCUCCAAGAGGAAAAGGAGGAAAAAGCRGGAAAGUUUGCAGUCAGCACCUUAUCACCUGAAGGAUGGAGACAUCAUUGGUGUGAAGAACCUUCUCCUCGAUGACACCAAGGACUUCAGCACCAUGAGGGACGACAUUGGGAAGGAGAAGCAAAGGCAGCUGGCACUGGAAAAGAAGAAAAGCCGCCAGGAGCGUGCCCAGGAUCCCUUCUUCCCCGAGGAGAAGCUCCCCACAAAACCCCGGAAACCUGAAGUGGCUCUGUCCAUCAACGUGGGUGUUUUCAGAUAGCACCAGGAGCUGCUGUGCCCACACUACCCUCCACUCACCUGGCCUGCAGGAGCUCCAGCAGCAAGACGGGCUGUCCCAAAGCAUCCUCAAGGAUCCCUGAGGCAAAAAAUGGCUGUAGGAUUCAGGCUAACUCUGAUUUUCUCCUGCUCUCUCUUGGGGAAGUGCUUGAAGGUCCCUUUCUCGGUGUGGUACUUACUCUCAGGCUGAGUAAAUGCACUUUAUCUCUGAGGAAAAGGAUUAAUAUAUUGUAUAACCCCGUGGUGACUCUUUUGUAAUCACCCUGAUUGCUUUGUUGGGUCAGAUCUGACCUCUUGCACCAUCACUACUGAGUUUGAAUGCAGUCCUAAUCAUCUCUUUAUAGAUUUUUCUUUUCUUCAUUUCUGAUCACUGAAAUUGCUGCUGAUACCAGAAUUUGCUUUUCUCUUUUUAUCUAUAAACCUAAGUCUGUAGGAGCUGGAAUCAGACCUAAGAAUGAAGGAAAUGUGGAAAUCUCUGAACAAUGUGUAAGCUCAAAAAAGAGCAACUCCAGGAUCUGGGAAGAUGUAAAACCUGGAGACCUUUUGUGAUAYGGAGCAACAGGGAGGUAAUCUUAGAUUUUGAAGUUUCUAGGGCUUUUUUGGUUGCCCGUAAACUUCAUUUUGCAGUUUCUAGGGCUUUUUUUGUUGUCCCUAAAAUUGAUUAAUCAAACAAAACAGUUGGAAAAAACUGACAGAUCCAAUGUUUGACCUUAAAUGGGUUUUACUGUACUCAGGAAAAAGCUUUUAUUUAUUUUCAGUGCUCCUUUUCAGAGGCAUUUCCCUCAUUUCUCAUCUUUCCAGCUGUUCUGAUACUCUGUUACAUUGGAGAACAGGUUUCUCCUGGUGUCCUGAGCUGAUUUCCAGCCUCYGUGAGAGCAGCGGGGGUGUGAGCAGCUCACUGAGGUCAGCAGGUCAGCAGUUCUGAAGUAUUAACUYAAAAAUGAGCCUGAUUAUCCUUAAUUAAAUCUGUGAUAAUGAGAGCACAGAACACAAGUUGCUUUUGGGGACUGCAGUAAAUAUUUKACCUAUUUGGUGUAUGAGUAGAUUUUGUAGUAGGAGCUGCCAGUUCAGCAGAUCCCUCAAAUUUUGGGUACCUUUUGUAGGUUAACAUUAUUCUGGUAUUUCAAACAACCUAAAGAUAAAAACUGACACCCAGCUAUCAGCAAAAAAAAGAAGUGAAAAGCACCAUGAAACACACGAUGAUUAUUUAUUUCUGUGCAUAUCUUUAGAAUCCGGCAGGUGCUCCUGUGCUUUUUGGGGCUGCUUCUCUGCAGAGGGGGCUGUUCAAUGUCCUCCCUCACUCACUCGAAUGCUGAAAUCCCAGUUUCAUGGAUGCAUUUUCUGCCUGUGCUGAGGGCAGCUGAUGUUUUCCCUUCUUAAUUUGUGUCACCCUCUUUCCAUAUCAGUUGUYCUGGGAGCCUGGGUUUACAGCAGGGAUCAGAGGCGCUGAUUCCAAAGGUUUGUGUUUCCAGGUGGUUCCAUCCCAUUUGGAUUUAUUUGCUGUCACUUUAGUUCCUCUGGUUCUUGCUGGAGAGCUGGCCUGAGCUCAGCCUUGCCUCUUUCAUAACUCUGGUCUCUCCCCAAGAACACCAAGUUUGGAGAAAUUGAAAUGCAAAUUCCAAGUGGGAAUUCUGUGCCUUUGUUCAAGUGUAAUGUAGCAGCGCCUGCACUGAACCAAUCUUGGAUUACUUCUAAAAUUGGCUCAAAAUGCAUUUUUUUUUCCUUAAAACUCUUGAGGGCCAUUCCACAAUGAGAGAGUUUGUGGAAAAUGGGGCUGGGGAGAGGAAACACCUUUUGAGAACGGAGUCUUGGUGACUCCACGGGUUCUGGUGGUUAUUUGCAAAGCCUGGAAAAGCUUUCAUCUUUAUUUUUCAAGUGUUCUUCACAAAAUAAAAUGUCAUUUCUAUCUGCCUCCCUGGUCUCUGGGUGUCUCACUGGUUGGGAAUGUCACAAACUGGUUUCUGACAUCAUUGUUAAUUAGCUUUAAUUUUCCAAUCUGUUUCUGGACCAACAUUCCCAUCUCUGUAUGGAGCUUCCUUGGGGCUCUUGUUUCUUCCUGAGGUUCUUGGUUUGGUCCUGAGCAGCUUUGCUUUCUCUCAUGCUUUCAUUCACUGAGAAGAAAGCACUGGGGAUGGCAAGGAAGAUUCCUGGACAUCCAGACUUUAAAAUCUCCUGGAAAAUGUUUUGUCCCAAUUUUAAUUAAUAGAUUUGGCAGGUUAUUUUGUCUGAGCAACAGCUUUUGACUGAAAUUAUAAUUGACUUCUAGAAAAUACUAAGCCACUUACUGGGAAAUUAUUAUUUUUAG
This is a messenger RNA of Malurus melanocephalus (red-backed fairy wren), 6095 nucleotides long. RefSeq names its product ubiquitin specific peptidase 40 (gene USP40). The record is from RefSeq and is a predicted model, not a curated record. Gene Ontology annotation, biological process: protein deubiquitination. Gene Ontology annotation, cellular component: cytosol; nucleus. Lineage: Eukaryota; Metazoa; Chordata; Aves; Passeriformes; Maluridae. The transcript has 31 exons. The coding region runs from base 39 to 3773 and encodes 1244 amino acids. Gene Ontology annotation, molecular function: cysteine-type endopeptidase activity; cysteine-type deubiquitinase activity.